ACACUCUGAGGCCCUCGGACAUUAAAUUUGUGGCAGCUAUUGGCAAUCUGGAAACUGCUCUGGACUCCGGGGUAGAAGACCUGGGGGAGCAGCUUGGGGCUGAGAAGAUGGUGCAGCCGGCAUGCGUGGGAGUGAUGACGGUCCUCUCAGACAUCGUCAGCCAUUUCAAUCCUGCUGCUCUGACCCCACGGUGUCCCACUGAGACGAGCGUGGAGCUGCAUCGUGGUGGUGCAGAGGAUUUGUGGACUCAAGCUCAAGAGCUGGUGAGAAGCAUGAAAGAGAAUCUGGAACUUGAUUUUCAACAUGACUGGAAGCUCAUCAAUGUGUUCUUCAGUAACACAAGCCAGUGUUUCCCGUGUCCCUCUGCUCAACAGAUGAAGCUGGCACCACAGGGCAUGGAUAAGCUGAUGGCGACACUGGACUACCUGCAGCAGGAGGUCCCCAGAGCCUAUGUCAACCUGGUAGACCUCUCAGAAUUGGCAGCAUUCUCUCGCUGGCGUCAGGCAUCACAGCUAAGCCCAGUGGCCAAGUCCUGUAGUUGCUUGGGGGAGACCUCGCAGCUGGCCAAGGUUCUGACGCAGUGGUCCUACCUGGAAGCCUGGGACAGCCUUCUGGCCACCAGCAAGUACAACAAGCAGGAGUCCUUCGCAGUGGUGUUCCAGCCCUUCUUCUAUGAGACCUCCCCGUCAUUGCUUUCAGUGGAGCCCCCACUCCAGGACCCCAGCACACUGGCCUUGAGUCUCUGGAACAAAAUGAUGGAGCCUGUAGGACGGAAAGAAGAGCCGUUCAGUGAGAGAGAGAGGAGGCCGCUGAAGUGUCCCUCGCAGGAGAACCCUUACCUGUUCACCUACGGGAACAGCAAGCAGCUGCCCAGAUCAUCACAACCCAAGGGGAAGCUUGAGGUGAGAGAGGGGGCAGAACUCAGAUGUCCGGACAAGGACCCCUCGAACGAGAUUCCCACCUCAGUUCACAGGCUGAAGCCGGCUGACAUCAAGGUCAUAGGCGCCAUGGGCGACUCCCUCACAGCAGGCAACGGGGCCGGGUCCCUGCCUGGGAACGUCCUGGAUGUCAUAACGCAAUACCGAGGCCUAUCCUGGAGUGUCGGCGGCGAUCAGAACAUCAGCACGGUCACCACGCUGGCCAAUAUCCUCCGGGAAUUCAACCCCUCCCUGCAGGGCUUCUCUGUUGGCACUGGGAGAGAGACCACCUCCGGAGCCUUCUUCAACCAGGCGGUGGCUGGAGCCCGAGCUGAUGGGUUAGUCGCCCAAGCCCAGAGGCUGGUGACCCUGAUGAAGAAUGACACGAGGAUAAAUUUCCAGGAGGACUGGAAGAUUAUAACGGUGUUUAUUGGAGGCAAUGACCUCUGCGAUUCCUGCAAUGACCCGGUGCGCUAUUCUCCUCAGAACUUCACAGACAACAUCGCCAUGGCCCUGGACAUCCUCCAUGCCGAGGUCCCCCGGGCCUUUGUGAAUCUGGUGAAGGUGCUUGAGAUCACCAAGCUGCGCGAGCUCUACCAGGAGACUAGAGUCAGCUGCCCCAGGCUGAUCCUCAGGUCUCUCUGUCCCUGUGUCCUGAGGUUUGAUGACAACUCCACAGAGCUCGCCACCCUCAUUGACAUAAUCAAGGAGUACCAGAAUAAUACGCAGCAGCUGAUCGACAGUGGGCGCUAUGACUCGAAGGACGACUUCACAGUGGUCCUGCAGCCAUUCUUCGAGAACGUGAACAUGCCGAAGACCGCGGAGGGGCUGCCAGACAACUCUUACUUCGCCCCCGACUGCUUCCACUUCAGCAGCAAGGCGCAUGCGCAUGCAGCCAGUGCCCUCUGGAACAACAUGCUGGAACCUGUUGGGCAGAAGACAAGGGAGAAUAAUUUUGAAGGUGAAGUCCAUCUCUCGUGUCCAAACCAGGUCUGGCCAUUCCUGAGCACCUACAAGAACAGUGAGCAGGUUCAUGGGACCUGGCUGCCGUGCACAGAAAGAUCCUCUUCUGGCUCCCCCCCUACCUCAGUGCAUGCCCUGAGACCCGCAGACAUCCAGGUUGUGGCUGCUCUGGGAGAUUCUCUAACUGCUGGCAAUGGAAUUGCUUCCAAACCAGAUGACCUCGCUGAUGUUGUCACUCAGUAUCGGGGACUGUCAUUCAGUUCAGGAGGGGACGGCUCCCUGGAGAACGUGACCACCUUGCCUAACAUUCUCCGACAGUUCAACAGUGAUCUCAUUGGCUAUGCUGUGGGCACCGGUGAUGCCAGUACCGCCAAUGCUUUCCUCAACCAGGCUGUCCCUGGAGCAAAGGCAGGGGAUCUGGUGAGCCAAGUGCAGGCUCUGAUUCAAAGGAUGAAAACCGACCAUAGAAUAAACUUCCAAGAAGACUGGAAGGUCAUCACGGUGCAGAUCGGAGGCAGCGACUUGUGUGACUACUGCACAGAUUCAAACUUGUAUUCUGCAACCAACUUUAUUGAACACUUGCGUGAUUCCCUGGAUGUCCUCCACAGUGAGGUGCCCAGAGCCUUUGUCAACCUUGUGGACUUCAUGAGCCCAAAUGUCAUCCGGCAAGUGUUCCUGGGGAAUCUUGACACAUGCCCAGUGAAGCUGGCCAGGUAA
Molecule: messenger RNA, 2597 nt
Organism: Ochotona princeps (American pika)
Lineage: Eukaryota; Metazoa; Chordata; Mammalia; Lagomorpha; Ochotonidae
Gene: PLB1
Product: phospholipase B1
Exons: 36
Coding region: 108-2597 (829 amino acids)
Biological process (GO): phospholipid metabolic process
Molecular function (GO): glycerophospholipase activity
Source: RefSeq, a predicted model, not a curated record